Manihot esculenta (cassava) is the source of this 2804-nucleotide messenger RNA. Its product is annotated as probable inactive DNA (cytosine-5)-methyltransferase DRM3. The record is from RefSeq and is a predicted model, not a curated record. Bases 270 to 2609 code for a protein of 779 amino acids. Gene Ontology annotation, cellular component: nucleus. The transcript has 11 exons. NCBI's taxonomy places the organism in Eukaryota, Viridiplantae, Streptophyta, Magnoliopsida, Malpighiales, Euphorbiaceae.
GGUUUAGAAAAAAAAAAAAAUGAAAAACAAGGACACAGUUACCGUUUCGCCUCUGUUGGGCAAGUGCGAAGUGUAUCGGUUAACCCAGCGAAGUUGCCAAAUUCGACACUUGACGCUGUGCCAGACAGACAUUUGCCUAUGAUAAAUUCUUCCCUACUUCAGCUCUCCAAUGCAUCUUGCCUUUUGGCUGCUGGUGUUGUCCACGCGCUGCCCUCAGCUUCUGCUUGAGUUCAUCGGUGAAGUCUCUGAUCAGAUGGUUGUAGUUGGAUAUGCAGCAGAAGGAUUUUAUGGAAGAAAUUGAUUUGGAUGGUUGUUUUUACGUUUGCAACAAAACACCUGAGAGAUUCAUGAGAAGAAGUUUCACGGUUCUGUACCUAAAUCAUGUUCAUUUGAUUGAUAAUUUCCGUUGCAGGGAUAGAGAUACGGUUCAGUUUUCUUUCUUUGUAGUGCUACAUCCACCAACUUAUUUGCAGGUUCUUCUUUUUGAAAUGGGUAAACUUAAAAAAGUUCUGGAUGGAGAGAGUUCAUCAAAUCCUGAUAUCAAUGAAACCAUAGUGCCAAAGCCUGAGAUGUCGGAUUUUGAGUUGCACUCUGAUGCGAUAUACUCGAGGCAACUCGGGGACAAUGUUGCAAGUUCAUCUGGAAGCAAUUUAAGAUCAUUUCUUACUGGGAUGGGAUUCUCACCUUCGCAUGUUGACAAAGUAAUUGAAGAAAAUGGUGAAGACAAUGUUGAUUUGUUAUUGGAGAUUCUCAUGGAAUGCUCUGGUCCUCAAAAGUCAAACUCUCAGUCAUCGGAUUCUCUGGAUCGCUUGUUCGAUGACAAGGAUCCGACUAAUCUUCUAGAAUACUCCACAUUUGUUCAACCAAAGGAGGAGCCAGAUAUUUUUGGAGUUGAUGAUGACAAAAGGGCAUCCUUACUAAGGAUGAAUUUCUCAGUAAAGGAAGUUGAUUUUGCAAUGGAAAAGCUUGGUGUGGAUGCUCCAGUUGACGAAAUGGUAGACUUCAUUAUUGCUGCCCAGGUAGCUGCAGAUUGUAAUAAGGAAAUAGAUGACAAGAUGGAUGAUGGUGCAGAGGUAGAUGAGGAUAUCAGUAACGAAACUUUAUUUGGGACUAUGGAGAAAACACUUCGUUUGCUUGAAAUGGGUUUCUCUGAGAAUGAGAUUUCAUUAGCAAUUGAGAGGUUUGGUUCAGAAGUUCCGGUCUUAGAGCUAGCAAACUCAAUUUGUGCAGAACAAGUUGGUGAGAAGUACAUUAUAAGAGAUAAGCAUUCCUCAAAACGCUCUGGAAUGAAUCGUUCACGCAUCAAUAGUGACGCUGAAAGCUUUAGUGUGGGCAUGGAGGGUAAUAAACUAAAAAGUGAGGAUUUUGGCCAAGCUGCUGUCUCUCGGUCAAACAAUCUAAAUAUGGAGGAAGUUCAUAGGGGAAAAAGGCCAAAACAAGAGCACAUAGUGGACUAUCCUGAUACUCAGUUUGGCAAUAUUGGCUUUUCAGACGAUCAUCUAAAACCAGAAUAUACUGAUGACUUGAGCUCCUAUUUUGAACCUACAUGGGUGGAAGAGAAAGUUGAUGAAGAAAUUGCUGGAUUCAAAUUUCCCAAAGCACUUAAAUCAAAUUCAUGCAGGAGUGUCGAUCGGAUGGUAGCUAAACCUCCAUAUUUUUUCUAUGGAAAUGUUGCAACUGUAUCUUUAAUUACAUGGGGCAAAAUAUCUCAGUUCUUAUAUGCCAUUGAGCCUGAAUUUGUAAACACUCGGUUAUUUUCAGCAUUGAAUAGGAAAGAAGGUUACGUGCACAAUCUUCCUACCCAAAGUAGGUUUUGUAUCCUUCCAAAGCCACCAAUGUCAAUAGAAGAUGCAAUGCCACAUACGAAGGAAUGGUGGCCAUCAUGGGAUACGAGGAAGCAAUUGAGCUGUAUCAAUUUUGAAACUGGUGGAGUAUCUCAGCUCUGUGAUAGGCUUGGAAGGAUGCUUACUGAUUCUGUAGGUUUGCUUCCAUCUGAAAGGAAAAGAGACAUCCUUCUUCAUUGCCAAAAAUUAAAUCUUAUAUGGGUAGGUCCGCACAAACUGAGCCCUAUAGAGCCAGAAUAUUUGGAAAUAAUAUUAGGUUACCCAUUGAAUCACACUCAAGCUACUGAGAGCAGCUUAACUGAAAGGCUUCAUUCACUCAAAUACAGCUUCCAGAUAGACACAUUGGCGCAUCAUCUCUCUGUUUUGAAAUCUAUGUUCCCAGAUGGAAUAACAAUGUUGUCAAUCUUCAGUGGAAUAGGAGGGGCAGAAGUUGCCUUAGACCGGCUUGGAGUACGAAUGAAGGGAGUUGUCUCAGUGGAAACUAGUGAAAUGAAGCGUAGAAUUCUAAGAAGGUGGUGGCAAAUUAGCGGACAAACUGGAGAAUUAGAGCAGAUAGAAAACAUCCAAAAGCUAACCAGUGGCAGGAUUGAUAAACUGCUUGAGAAAUAUGGUGGUUUUGACUUCAUCAUCUGUCAGAGUCCAUGCACGCACUGUGCAAGAAGUCCUAAACUGGAUGAUGCACCAUCGGAUUUUGACUUCUCAUUAUUUUGCGAGUUUGUUCGUGUUUUGCAGCUUGUAAGGAGAACAAUGGGAAGAAGGAGGUAAUCAAUUUUCGUUUGUUUAUUUCCAGUGUGCUUAAUGUUAACCAUCUUUUUGAAAAUUGGAUAAGUUAUCAAGUUGGAGUCUUUUGCGCAGUUCAUCUUCGUAACCGUUAGAUAACUGUGAAACUGAUUCCAAAACUCAGAUGUAUGGGCCCUUCCUUUUUCAUAGGUAAAGAGGAUUGUUGAAUUUGGGACUAAA